AUGUCUGCUGACGACGAAGACUUCCUCACUCCUCGUGGCCUGCUCGUCCAGGGCAGUUUUGUCUGUGAUGGGCCCUCGUUCAAGGACUUCUCGGCAGCCGUCGACGCAAGCCUUGAGUUGCCAUACACUCAAGAUCGCUUUGAAGGCUGGAGUGGACUAUCAUCGAUGGGAUGGAAUGCUCUUAUCAGCGAAUUGCAUCCGAUUCUCGACAUCUGCUAUACUGAUGUGCAAUCCACUGUCGAGCUCGGGACUUAUUUCAGAGAAGUAGGCACUGUCUGUGACAAAAUCCUGGAUACUGCAUCCACAGCGCAGACUGAUUACGAUGCCUUAUUUCAAGGCUUAAAUGACCUUACAAACGAUCCUGACAACGAACAACUGCGGGCCAAAGUGAAACAAUUAACAGCUGAUCGUCUGGAGGGUGUGACGACACUGGAGAAAAAGACAAACGAUACCUUCGGGGGGCUGAAGGAGGGCACGGACGCAGUGAAAGAUUGCGAAGAUCAACUCAAAGCCAUUGUCGAUGGUUUCAAUGACUCGCAGAUGGAGAACGAACUCCGCGAGUAUGAUUCGGAAGACUAUCUAGAACAAGAUCUCGCCGCACUGGAGUACAUCAAGGUCAGUGCCGUCCGUGUUGUCAUAACAGACCUCACGGCCAUCGCUGAAUCGAUUGAGAAGCUCACCGUGCCUGCGAACGCGAUCAUCCUCGGGCAUGAAAAGGCGAAAAUCAUCAGAAAGUGGGAGGAUCUCAAGACAGAGGUCCAAAAUUUCAAGGAUAAAUACCUCUCCUGA
Molecule: messenger RNA, 789 nt
Organism: Aspergillus melleus
Lineage: Eukaryota; Fungi; Ascomycota; Eurotiomycetes; Eurotiales; Aspergillaceae
Exons: 7
Coding region: 1-789 (262 amino acids)
Source: RefSeq, a predicted model, not a curated record